AUGGCUGCCGCUCGAGUCCUCAGGAGACUUCGCGCCCUGCAGCCGGUCGUGCAGGCGCCGCCGCUGUUUCUGCGCGCUUCGCAGGGGGCAGCCCGGAGCGGCGUCUGCCUUGGCCCCCGAGCUGCGCACACCGACACCGGCGGUAGUUGCUCGGAGCUGGCUGGGUGGCAGAGGGGUGCGGGGUGGGGGUUGCGUCUCCCUACGGGGCUUCCCGGCCUCACGGGGAGGGAGCGGGGGGUGCGGUGCUCCUUCUGUUGCUGCUCGGAGGCAGCUCGGGGCGAUUGUUCUGGUGCUCCUUAUGCAUGACUUAAGAGUUGAUUUAAUUAUAGCAACAGCAAAUUACCCGGGUUUAUUCGUUAGGGAGACGAGUUGCAGUGCAAAGGAAGGACAACGUGUGCGUGUGCGCAGAGCAAAACAAAGUGGGAAUGGGUGGUAUCAUCUUGAAGUGGUAAAAUAGGCUAUACAGUGGUACCUCGGGAUGCGAACGGGAUCCGUUCUGGAGCCCCGUUCACAUCCUGAAGUGAACGUAACAAGCGACGAUGUGUGACAUCAUUUUGAGCGUCUGCGCAUGCGCAAGCGGCGAAACCCGGAAGUAACACGUUCCGUUACUUCCAGGUUGCCGCAGAGCGCAACUUGAACGCACUCAACCUGAAGCACAUUCAACCCGAGGUAUGACUGUACUACUUGAGACUACAGGUCAUACCAGUGUGAUUUUAAAAACUACAUUUUUUUAAUUUUUACAGGUAUAAAAUUAGCACCACAGAGGCUAGAUGGUAUAUUACAUCGGUGUAUUAGAAGUUUUUGGUUCGUUUAUUUACUUGCACAGAUUAUUAUUAUUCUUAAGUAUGAGAGCACUCAGACCCAGUACUUCACUUGUCACUUGCAGCCCCGAGUGGUUCAAAUCACCCCAACAUCUCAUUCUGCUGCUUGGGUAGAUCAGGCCUCUGUUUAGUCACACAAUUGCAUUGUUUCACUGAUACAGUCCCAGGAAUGGGCCUCGUUUUGUCCUUUUGCAUUCUGGGAGAGCCAGAAUGGGCACCAGUUCCUGAAUAUUUGGAUGUGGACCAUGGAGUGCCAAGCUUGUUUUUAAUUGCCCAUUAAGUCACUUGGGCAAAUAACUAUAUUUCAGACUCAGUUUUUCCAUUUGCAAAAUGAAGGCAACUGUAAUAUACUUCAUUGUGUUUUAAUGAGGGCAAGCAAGAUGGUGUGUAAAUAAUGUUUUUAAAUAGAUUCCCUCAUCCUCUUUUCAUUGUGCCAGUUCCAGGCUAUCAUAGUCUGAGGAUUUUACCGCUUUGGUGAUCUGUUGGCCCUGAAAUACUAGCCAUCACUAGGCAGUUUCCCAUCCACCAGGACUAAGCUGGGCUAUCCAUCACACUGGAUCCCUUUCUGGCACUGCAACACACCAUCCUGACAAGUUAGAAUUGUGCUCUUAACUUUGCCAAAUGCUGCUGGUGUGCAACAUGCCAGGCAGCUUAAUAUGCUUAGUUCAAUCAGGCACACUAGCCAAGCUCUGCGACAGAUGCAGGUCAGUUUGCGAGCUUGCAAGUAAAUUUGUGUGCACCAGGAAGAGGGGAAAUGGUGGUUUAGAAGCAACCUGUGUGUUGCAGGAUUGAUGAGGCCUCUGGGAGAUGGAAGAGCUGUCAAUUCGUCAAGGCUGAUAUGAUGUUUAUUUGAAACCAUUUUCUUUACAAAGAUUCCCCACCCCUUUAACUGUAUGCAAUAUCUUUUUUAUUGUUCUCAAGGCCCCAUUAAACAACUCCUCCAUGAAUAUGAGCCUUUGACCGUUUCCUAGUAAAUGCCACCACUGUGGAGUGACGCUUCUCUCUCAGCAGCUGUUCUAAGCGCCUUGUAUUUCAGCAACUUGUCAGCUGUAAUUGCAGGCCUCCAUGUAUCGCCUUCUCUUGGCUCUGGAUGUAAUUACUGUUCGCCUUCUGGUGCAAUCUGGCAUAUAGAAAUUUCUUCUGUGCACAGUGGCUUAUACCUGUUGGUUGAAUUUCUUGUUCUUCCACCUUUCUAGAUAAAGAUGUGGGUUCUUUGACAAGAUACGAUGAGUCAAGUGUUACCACUGACUGGCAAAAGAAGUUGACUCCUGAGCAGUUUUAUGUCACCAGGGAAAAAGGAACUGAACUGGUAAGCCAGGAGUUGUAAUAGUUUCCAAGCAGGUGAAAUGUAUAUUCAACGUAGACAUACAUUGCAUAACUGUUCCUUAAUUUGGCAGAGUUUUGGCUCUGUUCAGGAUCUCAACCAGGAACCCCCAAGUAGAAUCAAUCCCAGGGUGGCUUGCAUUUGGCAACAAAUGUAAACAGUGCUGCAUGCAAGCCCUGCUGCCACUUGAGCACUCCUAAUGAUUCAUUGGCAGCUGGGGCUUUACCUCUCCUGCACUUGAUGUCCUAGACCUAGGACAUCAGAUGAGUGACAGGUGGGCAGGGCUGGCUGAAAACAGCCAUGCAAGUCAAAUUUGCCGGACUGGCAGGCCUAAUUUUUUCCUGCAGGCUGAAAGUACCCCACCUCUAAUAGAUGAAAUAGAUAGACCUCUUCUUCUUACAUGACUAAGUCCAUUUUUAAAGGCAUCAUCACAAAUUGUGGCAGGAAUAAUAAUUAUAAUAAUAAUAAUUUAUUAUUUACAGUAUACCCUGCCCAUCUGGCUGGGUUUCCCCAGCCACUCUGGGCGGCUUCCAACCAAAUAUUAAAAACACAUUAUAGCGUUAUAGGAAAUCCUAUAAAGUUCCGUGAAGAAUUACUUCUCUUUAUCCAUCCUAAACUGAUUGCAGUGAUGAGCACAGAUUCUGUCUGUUUAGACAAGAGUGAUGUUGGGUGCUGUAAAUGUGUGAUGACCACAUACCUGAACCUGUAAGAUUCUGCUCCUUGGUUUGGUUACCCCCAGGAGAGUAAAAGGUGGGAAUGAAACUUCUCAGGGUGACAAAGAACAUGCAGGUUGAAUAUCCAUGUUACACUGGAAGUUCCCACAUAUGAGCCUGCUUGAUGUUUGGUUUUGCAAGCUGACUUGGAGGUGGAGGGUGGGAAAGAUGGCUAAGAAUUAGAAUAUUAACAAUGCAUGUUUGAAGCCUUUUAGUGGAAUCCAUCUGACUAACACAGAGCCUGGGAUGUACCACUGCAUAUGCUGCAAUGCUGUGCUGUUCAGGUAGGAGUCUAAUUGCAAUAUACUUUUUUCAAAUUUACAUGUGUGUGUAUGUCUGACUCUCGCUGGAGCUCAGGUACAUAAUGCUUUCCCUUCACAACAAACUAGUGAGGGUACGGUAGGCUGAGAGAGCAACUGGUCCAAAGUCACCCAUUGAGCUUCACGGCUGUGCCUGAAUUUGAACCUGGGCUGCCCAGCUCUAAGGGUGCAGUGAGGAGACCCUGAUUCAGUUCAGGGCUGCGACACUGGAGGAGGACAGGUUAAGUUUCCCCACUGCAAAAUAUUACCAGUUAAAAUUCCCCCAACACUGCUAUUAGUCCAUUCAGGGAGAGAGCCUUUUCAGUCAUCUCCCCACUUACAGAAUACAGAAUAGGGCUCACCUGGCACUAGCAUUAAUAUAUUUUAGUGUCAGGCUAAAACUUUCCUAUACUGCCAGGCAUUUGACUUUGCAUAAUAUUAGCGGAUUAAGUUUUGAUUGGACAUCUAUUGAUUGGUUUUUGUGUCAGUGGUGACCAGGCACUCUUUUUUUGUCUGGUGGGUGUUGUUUUUUACUGUUUACAUUGUUGUAUUGUCUAAUUCUUUUAUACGUUUGUAUGUUCUUUGUAAGAUCCAUGAGAUUAUUUUUGUAGAAAGCAAUUAAAAUUUAGUAAAUAAUAAUAAUCAUACUGUGAUCUAUGUAGGAUAAGACCCUGGAAAUUGUCUCGAACAAGGAUAGUUAAAGCGGUGCUCUCCAAAUGCCUUGGACUCUAAUGUCAAACAGUCCCUACCAGCACAGGCAAUAGUCACGGAUGAUGGAAGUUGUAGUCCACAACAUCUGGACACCCCCAGGUUGGCUUCCUCUAGUCUGGAACCUUUAACUAGUGCAGAAUUCUCCCUUUUGACUGCAGGGAGCAGUAGAAAGCACAAUAGAUUGCUAUCUCCCAUCGGCUCUGACUGCUUAGGUAUUUGGGGGCCUGGUCUGAGCUGCUGGAUAUUAUUACCUGUUCUUGCAGCCUGCUGCAAGUAGAAAUAAGACCCACAUUCAGAUUAUUGGAAGGAGUCUCCCCCCUAGCUGUAUUGUGUUUACUGCUGAACUGUAGGCAAAAGCAAGAGCUGCCCCUUGAGAAGCAUCCUAAUCUCUGAGCAUGCAAAGUGUUUCUGCAGGGUAUGUAGGUUACUGCUUUCUCCUAUGAAGAAUUCACUAAGGAUUAGGAAUACAUGGAACAUAAGCCUCAGGUUUUAUAGAUAGCAAAUCACAGAAUUUUAAUGGAACAUCAAACCUCAGCCCAGUCAUAAAAUUAUAGGCAAGGGUCAUACUUCUUAAAAUCAUCUCAACUACAUUUGGGACAGCUAAAAUGCAGAUCAAAGUAAACAACAUAUGUUGAAGGAAUGGUGUAUUAAGAGCUAAUCUAACACAUAUGUUUGGGGAAUGUCCAUUUAUCCACAAAUGCUCUGGUGAACUACUUCAAAGAACAAAUAGAAUUUUGAGCAGCAGCAUUUUGGUGGCUACUAACAUGUUUCUAGCAGACUAAGUGACGUACUUAUAAAUAAACCGCACAGGGAUAUUUGUGGUGAGGAGCUAUUUUAAUAGGGCAGAAAAUUGGCAAGGUUGUUGGGGUUUUUUUUUACAGUAAGAAAAUGUAGACCUGAUGUAGAAGACACAGCGAACAAGACAAUUUUAAACACCUGUUUGAAAAGCCAUAGUCAAUGGAGAGAGUAUAAUUGCACUGGUCCCAAUCCAGUGAUAGUUCUCAUGCAGCAAUGAGCUGUUCCCACUGCUUUACAUAAGAAGAGCCUGCAGGAUCAGGCCGGUGGCCCAUCUAGUCCUGCAGCCUGUUCUCAUAGCGGCCGACCAGAUGCCAUGCAGAACACCCACAAGCAGGAUCUGAGCGCAGCAACACUCUCCUCUCCCUCAGUUUCCAGCAACUGCCAUUCAGAAACAUUACUGCUCCUGACUUCCUUUGCAUAAGAAAUCUCUACUCUUGUGCACAAGCCCUGUUUAACCCUUAAAUUGCACACUGAAUGAUCCCUGCUGUUGCACUUUCAGUAGUUCAAAGUGGAUCUCUGGCAUACUUGUGAGCCUCUCUUCCCUGCAUUUACAUUGUAAGAUGGAAAAACAGCAAGGAGUCCCUCUUGUGGCACUUUCAAAGACUAACACAUUUACUGUGGCCUAGGGUGUGUUUUUUUUGAACUAGAGUUCACUUCAGGUCCGCCUUUCUUAGAAGAUUUGUUUUUAUAUGCUUUUUACUGUUUUGUUGGUUUUAGGCUCUGUAAUGGCAUUGUCUGUUUUCAUAUUAUACACUACUUAUAAAAAUUUUAAAUAGUAAGUAGUUUAUAAAUGUUUUUCGAUAAAUGAAGAUGGUGAAAGAGACUCUUUUCACAUGGGUGUCUACUUUCUCUGCUUUUCUUUCUUUGGUUUUAGAACAGUGCUGAUUUUGCCUAGUUUGUACACCUUGAUCCAGGAGUUUGCAAGUGUGGCUGGACUAGGCAUAUCAGACAGAUUUUUACAAAGUUCCUACUUAAUCAGGCUACAACUAAAAUGUAUAUGUCUGAUUGAAACAGGACACAAUUUCCCACCUGAAUGUUUCUUGAUAGAUCCAUAUUUCUGAAAGUAUGAAGAAUACAUAUUUUGUUAUUAUUAAAAGAAUACAUUUUAUUUUGUUAAACCAUGGUUGCUAAAAAUGUAAAUGUCUAUGUUUAAUUGGAAGACAUAGACAUGUUUUGUUUGUUUCUUUGAACUUUUCAUGUGUCCUGUUCCUUAAAGGCAUAUGUGGGCAACAGCAUGAAUAUUCAUGUGUAAGUCUUCCUGAGCUCAGUGGUGCUUAUUCCUAUGCAAGUGGGUACAGGAUUGGAGCCUCAGAAACUUUGGACACAGUCCAGUCAAAGCUGCACAGGCUUAAGGCUCACUCACUAACAAAUACACCCAAUAGAAAUCUGUUGUACUAACUUAUGAGUUACUAUGCUUAGUUCAUGCUGUGGUUCACUGGUUUUCAUGGAGAAAUCAAGCAUAGGGUUAAAGUCUUCUCUGAAAUCAAUGGGCUACAGAAGUCCUUAGUUUUUGGUUGAAUUGCUCUCCCUCCUUCAUCUAUUUAUUAAAAACAACAACACAUGGGCUAUAAAUAAUCCUGGGACUCAGCUAGAUUUAUAUGUGAUAUAACAUUGUGCCACCAGAUGGUGAUGUGGAGUCCCGUUUUUCUCUACCUGUUUUCCCUGUUUAAAUUUACAAUGCUUUCAACAAAAAUGCUUCUAUGAUGUGUCUAAAUCCAGCCCUAAUUAUUUCCAUACUGAACAUCUAUUUAAAAGCAAAACUUCAUCUUUUUAGCCUUCCAUUUAAGGAUAUUCACAUGUUAUACAAGAUUGCCUUUUUAAUAAUGCAGUUAUGGUUGUCAGCAUUUUCAUCCACCUGCCUACCCCCCCUAAUAUUAUUAAGAGGGUCUCUUCUCCAGUCUUCAGAGAGUAGCUGGAAGUGGGGAGGCAGAAAAAGGUCCUCCUUUCCUUCCACUCUGCAGUUUUAAUCUGAAAUCUUAGGCACAGUACUGUGUCAGAAACUGCUUGCGCUAAUGAAAUUCCCUGUUGCAAAAUGCACUUAGAACAAUGGGAGUUUUGAACACUACUACUGCCAUCUUUGGGGUGGGGAGAAAAGAACAAGAUAAAAAGGCAAUGUUAUUUGGGAAAGCAACAUCCCUCUCCAAGCUACUUUCUUGCUCGUAGGUGAGAGAUAAAUUUAGUGAUAGACUCCAUGCAUCUAUCUAUCUAUCUAUCUAUCUAUCUAUCUAUCUAUCUAUCUCAUCCUCUGUGUGUGCACGUGCGUGCGUGCAUGCAUGUGUGUGCGUGCGUGCACCACAACCCUUCAUUAAUAUGCAACUUUGCUGUCCUUUAUAGCUCAGAAACAAAGUAUGAUUCUGGCACAGGGUGGCCAUCCUUUUCAGAAGCAUAUGGGACACAUGGCACAGAUGAAAGCAAUACUAAUAUCUUGAGACGUCCUGAUAAUUCACUAGGAACAAGCAGCACGGAAGUCAUCUGCAAACAGGUACACCUACCUUAAAGAAAGCAUAUAAAGUUCCUUAAAUGCAAGUCUCUUAUUCUAUAUGUGUCACAAAAAACGAAGUGUAGCCGCAUUAACACAACUAAAUACACUUUCAUGAAUCAUGAAAUUAGCCCCAGGUAGUGGACCUAAUGUAUGAACUUCUGGGGCAAAUCUAUAAAGGUAAAGGACCCCUGACAGUUAAGUCCAGUCGCAGACGGCUCUGGGGUUGCAGCUCUCAUCUCGCUUUACAGGCCGAGGGAGCCAGCAUUUGUCCGCAGACACUUUUUCCAGGUCAUGUGGCCAUCAUGACUAAGCUGCUUCUGGCAAAACCAGAGCAGCACACGGAAAUGCCGUUUACCUUCCCACUGGACCGGUACCUAUUUAUCUAUUUGCGCUUGAUGUGCUUUCGAACUGCUAGGUUGGCAGGAGCUGGGACCAAGCAAUGGGAGCUUACCCUGUUGCGGGGAUUCAAACCGCCGACCUUCUGAUCGGCAAGCCCAAGAAGCUCAGUGGUUUAGACCACUACAACACAAUCCUACACAACAUUAAUGGUCUCAUUAAAUCGAGUAGGACUUACUUCUGAGUUGACAUGCAUAGGAUUUUGCCGCACUCUGGUGCACAUUUCCAAUGGGAAUAAGCCCGGUUAAAUACAACAAUAUUUACCUCUGAGUAAAUAUGCAAAGGAUCAGGCUGCACAUGUGAGACAGUUGUAUGAUGAGUAAGGAAAGCUGACCUUACAAAAGUUGAAGUAAAAUUUAUAGAUCUGCCCCUUGAGUGAUUAAACUCAUGGAAUCUGCAUCAGAAGUCCCAGUGGAUUUCCUGACUGACUCACAAAUUUAACAAUGGUACUGUAUUCUGAUUGGAAUGAGGGCAUUCUCCCCCCCAUACUAUUAAUUAAUACUGAUUUUAAAGUGGUAUUCUCAAUAAGAAUGGUUUUUUUUUGGCAUAUAAAACCAUCUUAUUAGCACUAAGGUAUCUUUUCCACAGAAAGCUUACCCAGGAGAGGCCACACUUUACACCUGGGGCAUUUGCAUGCAUGCAAAUGUGAGCACACUAAAAUGAGUGGGCUUCGGAAGUUGGCUCUAAACACAGAAGGUAUUGCUUAUAUGGCAGUUGCAGACUUAAUUGGCCCCUUUGGCUAUGAAAUCAGACUGUUUAAUUUAUGUAGAUACGCUUUAAUUUAAAGAACUGGCACUGCAACUAAGUCUGUUAUUCUCUUGCAGUGCGAUGCCCAUCUGGGCCAUGUGUUCGGCGAUGGUCCCGAGCCAUCUGGGCAGAGGUUCUGCAUCAACAGUGUUGCAUUAACAUUUAAACCAAGCUCCAAGCAGUGA
This is a messenger RNA of Podarcis lilfordi (Lilford's wall lizard), 8476 nucleotides long. NCBI's taxonomy places the organism in Eukaryota, Metazoa, Chordata, Lepidosauria, Squamata, Lacertidae. The record is from the annotation of a GenBank genome assembly.